ACACAUUUGCCAAUGUUAGUGUUUGGUUUGACUGUAGCGGAACUCGGGAGCUUUUACUUUGAAAUGUCGUAGCUGUUGCAGCGCCUCACCGGUGAGAACAGGCUGAGGAGGAUUACCGGGGGCUGGUUCGUCCUCGGCUGCAUUAAAGCUGGAGCUGCAGCUGCAGCACACACAUCAAAGGCUCUCCUUCUUCUUCUCCUCUCUACAGCUCCUACUGACGACAGUUAUUUUAAUUUUUUUUUAAUUUUUAUUUUGGAUGGUGAAGCCAUUUUUAUAUCUUUUACGCACAGCGGGAUCGGUGUCCGCUGCACACAACAGGACAUAACACGGACAUAUCUCGAAUUUCAGCUGUCUACGGUAAGGCUGCGCUCGGAUUGCUCGUAUAUGACUGGAUCUGUGUGGGCGGGACAACACAUAAAGAAAAUGUGUUUUGUAUUUUCGCGAUAAGGACUGACAACGAAGUGUGUUUUUGACGCUGAGGUGUCUUACCGUGACUAUGGAGCUUCGGUAGGCUAUUCACAUCCACUGUCGAAAUGAUCCUAUCACUCUGAAAUGUCAAAAUGAUUAUACAUCGUAAUAACAAAUGUAUAGCUGCACAGUAUAUUCAUAAUAAUACAUUUUAAUAUUCCAUAGAUGAUAUUGCUGAGAUGUAGUUUAUCAGGCCCCAAGGAGUAAAAUGUGUCUCUCUGCAAUCAGUGAGAUCAUCAAUAACAACCUCGUGAUGCAUCGUGUAUACCUUAUAUUUUUCCCUAUAGAAUUAAAGUCUCUGAUUCUACUCGUCCUGUAGACUUUUAUUCUUUUUUAAUAAUAUGCAACACAUAGCCUAUUUAAGUAAGAAUGCAAUGUAGGAUCACAUCAGCGCUUCUGCGUAAUGCAUCAUCCUGUCAUAGAACAACUGCAGUCAUGAUGUCGGUGCACUUGUGGGGGAUGACUGAAUAGAAUAGAUCUGUUUAGAAAAAAUGUCUUUGAUUUUGUUUUGAUCAAACUAAGACUCGCAUUUAUUCGUUUUUUUUUUCUGCUGUCUUGUCUCCAGUCGAGUCUUCUCGAGAUGCUGCUCUAAGGAGACAACAGCUCAGGAUCCUGCUUGUGUUCUUCCUGUGGCUGCAGUGAACAGAGGGGAGAUUGCGGUACAACAAGGUUAAUAAUCAGCACCAAUACUGGUCUUUUCUGCGAGCGGGAGCCAACUUCAAAGGGUGAAUCUUGCCCCUGUGUGGGGGGAUCAGCGGAGAAAUAUAGAUCUAUAAAAAAUUAUGGCCACCCUACUGCGGAAAAUCGGUCUGAUCCGUCUGCACGAUCGAGACACCGAGGAUCCAAAGCACCAUCAGGGCUCAUUAAAGGGGACCAAAGGGAACCAGAAAAACAACACCAACAAACACUGUCAGACAGCCAACGAAACCAACAUCCUGAGUACCCCGGAGAUUAAGGCGAAAAAGCUGGACCAGCACGGCAAGGACAAGCCGUCCGGCAAGGAUAAGCAAGGAAAGGAUGCGAAGGAGAAGCAGCAAACCGGAGGAGGAGGAGGAGGAGGAGGAGGGAGCAAAGCAACCAGUGCCUCCUCGAUACCACCGCUGGCGCCUCACCGGCAACACUGCACCCAGGUCCGGACGCGGAGGCUGAUGAAGGAACUACAGGAGAUCAGGAGGUUAGGGGACAACUUCAUCUCGGUGGAGCUGGUAGAGGACAACCUGUAUGAUUGGAACGUCAAGUUGCACCAGGUUGACAAGGACUCAGCGCUGUGGCAGGACAUGAAGGAGACAAGCACCGAAUUCAUACUGCUCAACGUCACCUUUCCAGAUAAUUUCCCCUUCUCGCCGCCGUUUAUGCGCGUCCUGACACCUCGGCUAGAAAACGGCUACGUGCUGGACGGUGGGGCCAUAUGCAUGGAGUUGUUGACCCCCCGCGGAUGGUCCAGUGCUUACACGGUGGAGGCGGUCAUGAGGCAGUUUGCAGCCAGCCUCGUAAAAGGACAGGUGAGAGGAGGAAGGGCUGGUGGGUGAGGGUCAUGCAUGGAGCAUUAUCAACCACGAGGCAUGCUGCUCAUCAUCCUCAUCAUCCUCAUCAUCAACAUCAUCAUCAGUGUACCUAUUUUUGGCCUCAACACGCACUGGAGAUGAGCAAUUCUGUUAGUCACUCAUGCUCUAUGCGUAAUUUCAGCGUAACUGCUUUUACGCAAAACUGGUUAUGUCCACAACCGAGCUGUUAUACAAAUGUUUGAGCCAGUAUUUCGAUAGAUACACGUGUAAAACUUCCAAAAAAAUGGAACUGUAAUUUUUGUGUUUGGUAGAGAUCAACAAAAGAGGUAAUUUUGUAGCAUAUUCUGUGCUCGAUGUAAGCUACAUCUUUGGCUUUUAGUCUCCACACCCACAAUGAGCAUAAAGGAUAGUGAAUGCUCUUUAUUUUUAUGAGACAUAAUGGCAGCCAUUUCAUGCAGUGCAACCCUCAGUAUCUCACUGAUGUCAGCUCUCUUCUGCGGUCCUACUUUGCUCUCCCUCUAUCUCCUUUAUAAAGCAGCUGGUCUUAAAACAAAGACCAGUUUGUGCGUAAUGUUUCUUUACAGGCUGUAACAUAGACUCACUGUAUAUGUUAUCGUAUUCUAUCGGAAAUUAUGACUGUGCUGCGCGCUAUGGCUGAGAGAAAGAGAUGAAUAAGGAGAGACAGCAGGUUUGCCUACCUAGGCUACUGCAGUCCUCUGUGACUUAGACUGACUAUGUUAUGUAAUACUGUCAAAUCCGUUGUGCACGUCCUCAGUGCACUGCAGCAGCUCUGUAAUUCCGAUGGAAAUGGUGGCACCAUUAAACAGCCUUCAUUCCGGGUCAUUUUGUUUUAAAUCAGAUUAGAAUGUUUCUUCUUUCCCACCCGUAAGAAUAGUUUUUGUCUUAUGUAUUUCUCUCAUACUGGUUUUUGUGCGUCCGCGUCUUUCUGAUCGACUCGUGUGACUUUUGACGUCAGCAGUAUGACAGCGCUGUGGCAGGAGACCUUAUGUAAACCGUCACCGGGUUCUCCUCCCGUCCACCCCCCUCCCUCCCUAACCCGCUGUGCUUUUUGUCUUUGAUGAUAUAACUGAACGUUAUUCCUCUGUUAUCUGUGGUCAUUACGCAUCUGUUGGUAGGUCGACUCAUGUAGGAAAGGGUACCCAAAACAGACAGACAGACAGACAGACAGACAGAUAGAUAGAGAGUGUUUUCUUCUUGAUUUGCUGCUUAAGGAGAUGGCUGAGGAGCUCUGCAGUGCUCCCUAAUUAUGGUGCAGACUCUUCCCUCUCCUGUUGGCUAAUGGAAACGGUAUUGAUUAAUUAUUCCUGUGUGUUUGUGCAUCAUUGUUGCUGACUCUGUUGUUGCUAUGUGCUUACAGAUAUCCUCGCAUAGAUGUAGAUAUGACAAACUUGACAGGCAGAACUCUACUGUAUAUGCCUAACCUUGAAUCCUGAAUAUGACUAUAAAGGAAUAGCAGUGCUGCUGGGUUUUUAGUUAUUCCUCUUUCAGCACUUUGACAAUAGUAGUGUAGUUUCUUGAAAUGUUGCUGUUUAAUUUCUAAAGAUGAGAGGCUGCUUACUUUCAAUGACUUAAUGCAGAGGCAAAAUACGACAGAGACACACAUUAUCUCCUUCAAGUGUAUGAGAACACAAACAACAGCACAAGCUAGAUAAAGACGUCGCAGAAAAUCCUCAGUACAUCAGCCUGGCCUUCAAAAGAACAACUCUCAAUGCUCGAGCAUCAAAACAAUCUUUUCACAAAGUUAAUUGUGUUCUGGUUUGUAACACUGAGUUUUCUGCAGCAUCUUAUUCUGAAAAGAAGUCAUCAUAACAACAGUUAUGUUUUCUGUACAGCAGUGUUUAGAAAGGGAACUUAAAUCGUUGCAUUAUGGGUGUGCAAGGCAAUUCUUUAAAGCUUAUUUACUUUUUUAGUCAGGUUGAAUAAGAUUUUUCAGCCAGAGUGUUUCAAUUAUUACACAAAAAUCCUACUAUCUUGAACCUGUGGUAAUAUAUAUAUAUUUUUUUACUUUUAACAUCGUUCUUUUGUUUUGUUUUUUCAGAAGUGCUUGACUCACAUUUUCCUUUAUGAUGAUGAAGUGUAGGUGAAAGUCCUUUAUUUAGACUUUGCUCUAAAUGAGAUAGGAUUGCUGAACAGACUUUGUAGAGAUGGAAUGAAAUAUCUAUUACUGGUUAAUUACCUGGAUACAAAAAUGAAUGGUUUGUUUUUCUUUCAUGAGGAUGAACCUUUUAUAUCUCACAGGGCCAGGUCCUUAUCCAUGAAGGUUAUCUUUGAACAUGUUUCAGGCACACGACUGGCAUACAUGUUUUUGUGUGUUAUUUAGUGACAAACUGCCUGAAAUCCAGAUUUAGAGUGGGGGCUAGGUACAAAGAAUUUGUAUUGAUAGACGUUUUUGAUGGUAAAAUUUUGAUAUCAUGCAUGAUAACUGCUGCUUAAUCGGAAAGUUAGAUACGGCUAAAUAUUCCCACUUUUACACACUGUACAUUUAAAGUCCUAAUCAAACACUGUGAAGAAUCUGUGCGCACCUGAUCGUGCAAGUCUUUCUUCAUGUUGACAUAUUUAUUCACCCUAUGUUUACAUCACAACAGACUCUCAGCUGGUAUAAGAUCAGCAUCAAAACAUAAACAGCCAAAAAGACUGCCUCAGUUUUCGGUCAUCCAAUCAGAGAACCUCUGAGACUGACAUCACCUUAAGCUACUUAGUACUGAAUUAGCUAGAGAAGAGUCAGAAGUUACAUUAAACCAUAGCAAACAUUAAGCAUCCAUACAACUUGAAAAUCCCUAGAAUGCCGGAAACCACAAAUUAUGGCCAGAAAAUUAUAAUUUUUUGGAGCUGAAAUGUUUAUUUUACUUACUACUGAAAACCAAAAAAAUCAAAAUGUCCUUAACAUUGAACAAAUAUGUUUAUUUAUCUCGUUUGAUACAUUAGACUGAUAGAAACUGCUCAUAUUGAUUGAUAAAAGUAUCAUAAAAGUAUGUAUCAAAUAUGAUACAAAAGGCAAUAAAGGGCUAUGAGCUUUGUCAUUAAUACCAUCCUGUAAUGACUAUAUUCCCUCAGGAAAACUUGAAAUAUUAACUAAAUAUGUCAUAUCAAACACUUAACUAAAGUGUUUGAAUGUCCAAUUAUAUGAAUGUAUUGUUGUUUAUGAUUAUACUAAACAAAUACUUUAAAAACAGGGGGAUAAAAUUGAUAGAAUAUUCUUUUUAUUAUUAUUAUUAUUAUUAUUAUUAUUAUUAUUUUAAAAAAUGAAUAAAAUAAACCAAUUCCAAUCCAGGCUUUGCAGAAAAGGGAAAACAAUUUUAAACUCUUUAAAAGGUGCCCACACCAGAAUACACAAACUAAUUGGGAUCUCAUAAUUCAAGUAUUACAUAAGACCAGCUUUAUUUAGACUAACUACACAUCAAGAGCAUAGUUUAUCACAUUUAUUGGAAGUUUGUGUCCUAAAAGGCCACUGCUGUGCCAUCAGUUAGAACCUGACUGCUAGAUAUCCCUAAAUAUUCCCAUUUCUACGUAUUGUACCUUUAAAGUUCCGGAAAUUAGUGUCUGUGCCCUUUUACUUUUCUGGCUGUCAUUUUUUUGACAAAAAUUUACCAAAAAAGACACUGAAGAGAGAACAAUUGUUCUUCUGGAUGUGAACGAUAACUUAAUACAGAUAAAAACUUCUCUACUUUAAUGGGUAGUUCAUCAACUGAAAUGGUCUUUCUAUUGAAUUUGGAGACUUAAAUUUGUGGUUUUAAGGACUCCAGUUUUGUACUGCUGUCUUCUUUAUUCAAUAAGGUUCCUUUAACCCCAUCCAUCAAUUCCCACGAAAUCAAAUGAUCAGUUUGUCCUUUUGUGAACUUGUUUUGGAGGAAAAAAAAGGGUAACCAGAGGACUUAACAAUUGGAUAAAUCUAAAAAAAAAAAAAAGACACCAGUUCCUUCAUUUCCUAUCAUGCAGUCUGAUAAUGUCUUUUAUUUGAGUCCUCCUUUGAGUUUGUGUUUCCUCCCAAAUACGCCAAUACAAAAUCAGUCACGCCUGUUAAAAGUUUCCUGUUUUCUGUGACGGACUAUGUUGUGGUUGACGAAGUUUCCUUUUUCUCUGCAUAGAGCUGAUCGACAACUAGAUGCUCUGUCCACUGUGUGCAGACAGAGACAUUUAGACCAUUGAUUUCAAAUAUCUGUAUAUAAAAAAACAUUAGCAUUGCCCUUUAAUGACCCCACCAUCAGUCCCACAGGGCUCUCCUUAAUGAUCUAAUGAGGAUGAUGAUGACAUUGAUCUCUGUUUGUUUAUCUCAUCCCCUUUAAACACAUGUCUGGGUUAUGCAACUGCCCUCCCCCCAGAGCUGCUUUUCCCAUCAUGCAAUGGGGCCUUUCCUGCUCCGCUCAUUGACUGAUCUCCAUUCACACGAUUACCCAGCAGCCACUUUACACGAGUGUGUACCUCUCGUUGAGCAGGCGCUUAGCUGAAAUAGAUAAACACUGACAUGGCACUGUAUAGGCCCAGGGCACCCACUUAGCUGAGCAGCAAGACACACACACACAUACACACACACACACACACACACACUCUCAUACACACACUUGCAAGUUUGUGUACCAAUUGUGGGCCUUUGUCAUGCCAAACCCUUCCUGUGGAUAAAAUGGUUGAUUAACAUCAUGUUUGCCCUCUUUAUCCGCAUCCUCUUCGCAGUCUACUUGUUUUUGGAAUUGUUCAAGUAUUGUCUGUUUUUAUUCUUCUGUCUCUUUGUCACAUUUUUGGUCAAUCUGUAUCAUCAGCACAUUUUAAAAAGGUUCACAGUGGCAACAAACGGAUAAGAGAUCAACAGCAGUUAUAAAUAAAAACAAGUAAAUGAUACCACAGUAAUUGAUUUAUGACAACAGGAUGUUAGCAAAGGGUACAUUUGUCCCUGGCUGUCGUCGAUCGACAUGGUGAUCACACCUCUUUAAUGCUGGCCUGUAGCCAUAAUGAUAUACAUCCAAGGCAGCAGUCACCAUUUUGAGGUGAUGACAGCUACCAUAUGGCCGGGUGUAAAGAUGUGUCAGAUUUUAUGAAGUUGCCUGUGACUCGAAAAAAAAAAAACAACAUCCCAGCCUUCCACGAAUGUUCUCUAACCGGAGCCAAAUAGUACAAUGUCUUUGUUCAUCAACCCAGGUGAUCUAUUAUUAGCACUACGGUUCCCUGGCUGUACAGAGAGGCAGAACAGAUUUCAGGCAGCUCCACUUUGGUGUCACCCAGCUGGUUUGUUCUCCAUUUUUAAUGCUAUUUGUAUCAGUUACUCAAGAAAAGAGGAGGUUGUCAUUAGACACGAUUUGGUGGGGAAGAGCAACAGAAACAAGCCCCCAAGGCUGUUGCAUGCAAUACCUUUCAAAAUGAGUCACUGACUGAGUCAUGUAUUGAGUUUUUCAAAACAAACCAGGCUCUUGCUGAAGAUGAAGACUUGUUUUAGCUUGUUUAAAUCUUGUAAUCAUUUUCAAUAUGAGAUCGUAGUGUACAUUUACAGCUGGAAUUGAUGCCAAUAUUGAAGGAAAUACAUGUCGAUAUAAAAGAACCAGCACUUCCAACUUUGUGUGCGUCGUAAAAGCUGGAUUUAGCAAGAGUGAAAUGUCUCUAAGCCCUGCAGAGAAAUGAGGCCAGCAUUGCUACAGGAAUGGAAACUGUAACCCUAAUCUCCAGAUCAUUCAGCGUUACUACCUCAUCUCCCUUCAGCCUCCUACAUCACUUCUGACCCAAAAUAGCUGAGCAAGUUCACAACAGGACAAACUGAUCAUCUGAUUUCGUGGGGAUUGAUGGAUAGGGUUAAAGGAAUCUCAUUGAAUAGAGAAGACAGCCAUACAAAACUGGAGUCUUCAAAACCUGUUUUUCAUGAAAGGAAAUUAUGGUUUUGGAGGUUAAAGCAUUGAAGACUCAAGGUGGUUCAGGUUUCGUAAUCUCACCCCAAACGUGUUUUUGUGUGUGUGUGUGUGUGUGUGUCUGUGUGUGUGUGUCUGGCCUUCUUCCGAUGUAACACUGCUUAAGUGUGUACAGUUCCUCUGCAGAAUAGUCCAGAUAGUUCCAGAUAGUGUUCAAACGUAGAAAGUUACAGUAGCCGUUGUUAACCAGAAACUGUGGAUGAGAAAAGGAAAGACAGAGUAGAAAAAUAUAAACACCAAGUCUUGCUUUUUAUUUUUCACCCCUGUUGUUUUGUAAUUUGGGAUUUUCUUGAGCUCUUUUUUUAUUAGAAAGAUAGGAAAGAGUUGAAAUUAAGUUCAGAUUACAAAAGAACGACGGGAGUGGACGUUUCCUCACUCUAGAUAACAAAUGUGUUUUUUCAACUGAUUGUGAAACUUACAUUGGUUUGAACUUCUCUGUUAAGCUUCUCAAAUGGGAAGUUUAUUGAAACUGCUAUUUCACUAUCUGGGGCUUUUGAUCACCAGAUGGUUUUGUGUUUGUUGUAAGACUUGUUUGGCCAGGGUCUAUAUCUGGAUUAUGUGUACCUCGUAAAAAGUAGAUGGUUGAUUUGACACUUUGUAUUUAGUGGAUUCAAAAGCAAACAGGAUCUAACAUGCUUUAAAGAUCUUUAAAGGAAGAGUUAUUAUUUUCAUCAAGAGCCAGGCUGGAUGUUUCCACCUGUUCCCAGUGUUUGAAACCAGCUAAACAGCAGCUCGCUGUUUCUCAACAUUUACAGAUUGGGGAGAUAUAAAAGCGAUGCACAUUUUUUAACCCCCAUUUUUGGCAAGGUAUCAAUCAAGCACUUCCAACAGUGUCAAACUUUUCCUCUAAGACCAAGUUGGAAAAUGAAAUGGGUUGAAAAUGUUGCUCCCUUCCCCUCUGUGGAGUGCAUCAUCUAAUAGAAUUUCAUUGGUGUUUGUUUUAUUGAAGAAAGGCAGUCCCAGCCAGUGGCGUUUUCCACCCUCAGCAAAUUUGUGUUAUAUAGGAUUUAAACCUGCAAUGACUAACCUGAGGUGUUACAGUGAACCAGACUUACAACAAUAAAGUGAGUUAACUAUAUUAGAAAUGUCAGUACGACUGCAGAAUCACAAGUGGAGAGAUGACCUGAUCUUCACUACCUUCUCUUUUGUGACUCUGGCUCUUCUAAAGAAGAAACAAUGCUCACCAAAGCGCCGUGACUUAUUGAAACCAAACAAACUCAUUGCUGUGUAUCUAGUGUUCAGCUCAGUAUGAUUAUCGUUGUCUCUUUUUCGCUCUAGGACUCACAUGUUCCUCUUUGGAGAAAAUGUAGCUCUGUCUGCAGCAAAGACAGACAGCAGCAGCACUAUUACAUUCAGCACAACACCUCCUUUUCCCUUUUUUUGCCUGUUGUCAUCCUAUAGUUAUUCUUAGCUCCAGUGUGUGAGAGUGAGAAGUCUUCAGUAAGGUGGUGAAAGCAUCUCUGUUGUCUACUUCAGUUGCUUUUCACACUGAGCACAAGAGGUUAGCAUGCUGGUAGAUUUUUUUAUAGUUUCUUUUUUUUACGAUUCUCUUAUCUCCUUGUGGCUCAGUGUAGCGGAUUUUCCCUUUUGAUCGAAUUUGACAACUUAAAAGCUUUUCCUUGUGUUUAAACAUUGACCUAAUGUUAGUCAACCUGCAUCCAGACAGUUUGCAUUGUAAACAUCUCCCUUGUGGCGGUGCAUUUACCUUUGCAUCAAUCCAUGGGGCCAUAAGGGUUGUGUGUGUUUGUUUGUUUUUCUUCUGUAUUUUGGCAUGAAAGACUUCAGAUUAGAUAAAUAAAUAUGAUUUUGGUAACACUUUACUUGACGCCUAUCUCUAUAACUCAUAAUAAAUAUAUGUAUAAUGCGUUAUAAUCAAGUUAUAGCACUGUAUAACUAUGGUUAUAAACACUCAUAAAUGAUCAUAACACUUUGUGGCAAUAAUUAUAACACAUUAUAAAGCAUUUUAUCAUGACUUACAAGGUCAGGUAUUAUAAUGUGUUAUAACUGCUAACAACUCACUGACAAUGCCCACAUAGAUAAUACAAUGCAACUGUUGUUAACAGUUAUAACACAUUAUAAUAUCUGACAUUGUAAGUCAUGAUUAAAUGCUUUAAAAUGUGUUAUGAUUAUUGCCACAGUGUUAUGAUCAUUUAUGAGUGUUUAUAACUACAGUUAUACAGUGCUAUAACUUGAUUAUAAUGCAUUAUGAAUAUGUUUAUAAUGAGUUAUAGAGAUAGGUGUCAAAUAAAGUGUUACCAUGAUUUUCAUCUGCAACAUUCGAAUGAAUAAUUGACUUAGUUCUUUUUAUGCAAAGGUGCCCAAAAGGCGGUUGCAGUUUUGCAGAAGAUAGCACCACAGCCUUGUCUCCCACACAAGCCAAGCUACCUAAUUUUGAAGCUUCAGAAAUCAUUGCAUUUGCCCAAUAAUACUAUACAUAUCUAUUCAUAUAGGCCUUAUUGGGUUUAAAUUCUGAAUGAGAUACGAGCCAUAAACACAACGAUUGAGAUGCGUGUGCAUAAGGUUCUUUUUUAUGAAUUCUGAAGCUAUUACUUCAAAACAGCAUAAUUUUCCUAGAUAUGAAUAAGCUUUGAGGUAGGAUCAUGAUUUUGGUUCAGUGCCUUUUGGUGCCAAUAGUUUGGUGCAAUUUCAUUGAGAAUCUUAACUUUUUGACAGACAGCCAGACAAACAAUUAUGUCAGCUGAAAACAGCUUUUGGCAGACACUGUUAAUCCUUGCGAGGCUGUAGCCAAGAUUUAAAAACUCUUUGGCCAUGAGUUCAUCUCCUUGUAGAGCAACACAUUUUUAAAACAUAUUUGACUACAAAUGAACAAAAAUAUAUCUUUCACAUUCCCUUCACUUACAGACUUUAAAUAUUUACACUAAUGUCUCUAAAAAAAUGUCAAAUAUAGAUUUAAUAGUAUCUGUUUGAUUCUUGUCUUAAGAGUUCAAUACAUACAAUGAUCUUUUCUGCGCUACCAUCAAAAAUAAGCUUUCCAUUAUGCAGGUUUUUUAUGUCCUUGUGUGCAUUGUUUGUAGAGCUGCAGAAUGUAAACUCAUCCAAGAGAUAUAAUGAGAGACACUGCUUCUGCUUUUGUCAUGAAGUCCCUGGCACAGAUGAGAUAAGAUGGGAGAACAUUCAUUUUAGAUUUGAAUAUCUGCGUUGUUGCAGAGCCAGCAGUGUUUCCAUAACAAUCAAGUCAAAAGUCAAUCACUUACUGUCAAAAGUUCUCACCACAAAUGUCACUAACGUCUUUUCUUCUCUUCCUCUCCUCUGUCAUCUUUCACAGGGGCGUAUAUGCAGAAAAUCAGGGAAAUCCAAGAAAGCUUUCAGUCGUAAAGAAGCCGAGGCAACAUUCAAGUCCCUGGUGAAGACCCACGAGAAGUACGGCUGGGUGUCUCCACCUGUGUCCGACGGCUGAGCGCUGAGCUGACAACACUCCGUCCCCUGUGCUAGCUGGACGAACCCCCGGCUAGCCCUGACACGCAAAACGACACACCACGCUAACUCAACAAUCUCUCAUCUUCACCCUUUGCUGAUUGACUCCUCUCCGUUUUUGUGUGUCUGUGAUUUUAUGUUUCGGGGGGUUCAUUUUUGGCCCUUAUCUUUACCAAAAGGCUAUGAGAGAAGACGCAUCAUCAUCACCAUCACUCCUUCGCAGAGAAGCAACUUUUCUUGCCCUCCCUCUUUCCCAGGGAUGUUCUCUCCCCGUAUUUCGGAGAGACCUGAGAGAGAAGUGUAUGUGUAGGUGUGUGUGUGUCUUAGUAUGUGUAUGUUAGUCGCUACAAGGGACAUCAGCUGGGAGUGUGUGCAUGUGCAUCAGAGUGUACAUUACUGUCAGUGGGAUACAUUUGGUUUCGUUUUGUUUUGUUUGUUUGCACACACAAGCACAUGCAGUGGGAAAAAUCGGACAUUGUGGAGCUUUCCACCCAUGUGAAGACUACUGAAUGAAGAAGACUCAUCCCCUUAUCCCGACCUCUUCAUCCCUCCUUUUUUCUCUUCGGUAUCUUUCGUCCCCGUCCUUCUCUAAAGCACUAAACUGGCAUCACAUCCCGACCUCUUUCUCUGUAGCUGUUGGUUCAUUUACAUAUAAAUGAAGCCGUUAAUGUUUAAUAGACGGCAGCACACUCAUUCACUCCUUCAUUUCCCCUUUUUUUUGUCAACUGUGCCGUUGCUCACAGUUCAAUGCAACAUAAAGAUUGUAAUUUACAUGGAGCUGUGCUCUUUCUCUAUCUCUCUCUCUAUCACUUCCUUUUAGCUUGCUCGUUCACUUUGUUUCUUUCUCUCUUCUUUUCUCUCUCUAUAUCUCUCUCUGUCUCUCCGUCCUUGUGGCUAAAUUUAGAGCUCACUGUUGUGUAGAUGGAUUAUUGAUUUCUAACGAAGAAAUAAGAAGUCACAUGUUGCUUUAUGCAGAGACUAUGUAUGAUAAAUAGAAUGACAGUCGGUCACCUCUCUUUCUUUACUCUCAUGUUAUCUUAUAGGUGUGUGAGGAGGAUGUGCGGCUGUAGAGAGGAAGAAGACUGUAAUGCCUAUGAUUUAGAUACCAGAUGGUACAGCUGAAGGCCAGGCUUGUGUGUGUGUGUGUGUCUGUGUGUGUGCAUGUGUGAGCAAGGGAGACAACCCUUUAAACAGAGAAAAAUGUGAUUUACUGUGAAUGACACUAAGGCCUAAAGGGAGUGCUGUUUUAUGUUAAAUUAUUGUCGCUGUCUUACUCUAUGUCCUAUGUCAGCUCCUGAUUACUACUACUGGGAACACACAUGUGGUUGUUACUGAGUAUGAACACACACAUAGCCUCAUCUGUCUUUCUGGGCCGAGUAAAGAGCGAAAGGUCGGCAGAACGAACGCUUCAAAUGAUUAGCCAGAACACAUACCGGCACUUGUGUGUACACCUGCAGCAGCUCCACCACCCAAGACUGAAGACAAACAGGGAAAGGAGCGCCGCCGCCGUCAUGGAUGGAGUGGUGCUUAAAAUGAGCAAACGCUUCAGAGCCCGUCUGAUUGAUGUCUGUUAGAGGAGAAGAAGAAGAAGAAGAAGGAACCAUAAAAGGAAUUGUGGGAGCUUUGAUCGCUGAUGGCUGCUUCUAGGAAAUGUCAGGUGGCUCGAACAAAAGGCCGAAGACAGACAUUACUCGUCCAACCUGAUUGUGAUUAGUUAGAAACACACUGUUCCUAAAUUCCAACCUUUAGAAGGACUUACAUAAAUAUCUAAUAUUAACUCCACAGACGUUUCAAUCAAUCAGGCGCCUGCUUACCUCAGACUAUCUGUCCGUCAAGUCCAGUGAGCUCCUCGUGUGUUUGUUUUGCUAUCUGCCAGUUAAAUGUCAGGGGGGGAAAGCUGCUAAUUGGUCUGACAUUUCAGCAGAGCGUCAUUAGAGAAGAGCAGCUGAGAGCAGAGGGACGGAGGAUGUCAAACCUCCUGCCCGGCACUGACAUUUCCUCAGUUACCACUUCUGCCCUGCCUUUUUUUUUUUUUAGGGGAGGGUCGAAUAUGAGGAGGGCAGAUAAGUUGAUUCUGGUCAAUGAGGAGAGGCGAAGGUAAAAGAACAGCUCUGAGUCGGCCUAAAAGUAUUCCAAGAAGUGAGAUGUUGAAACCUCUAAGCUGAAGCGGGGCCUCAAAGCCAGCAUGUCGUGAUCUCCCGUGUGUCGCGUUUGUGGCUCAUGAUGAUGAUGAGGUUUUUUUUUUUUUUUUGUGAGUGCAUGUGUGAGCAAAUGUGUUACACUCCUAUCAUGAAAAAAAUAGGCAAAAGAAAAAAACUACAACACACCAUCUGGUAUGUGAUCAUGUACAAAAGCGUGUUAGUUCUCUUUGAAUUUGGCUAGUUAUUUCAGGGUUGAUCGUAUAGUGAUCUCUUGGCUUUAAGCUAAGAAAACUGUUAACUGAAUUACUAUUAAGACAAAAUAUCUCAAAAGCUGAGUGUUUGCUGGUUUGAAGAGAAUAAUUUUGUGAUAUAGUUUAGAUUGGUAGUUUGCAGACACUAACUGAGUGAACUGAUUAUGUUGUAUUAUAUCUGCAUGUGAAAUGUGAUUGGUAGCUAGCUACUGUAUAUCUCUUUUUUUUUAAGAAAAGCAAGAAAAAUAUGGGAAAAACAAAAGUGCAAAUGCUUCACUUUUCUUGGUCUUUUUUCUGUUUUUCAAUUCUGUAUUGUAUGUAUCUUUUUUUUCUUUUCUUUCUAAGCGUCCUAAAAGUGUCACAUUAUGUUCUAUGAAUGUUUGUGUUUUAAUUUAUUUGUGGUUUGCCAAAAUGAAGAUUUGAAGCAUGUUGCAGGUAUUGUCACAAGAUAAUGAGAAGAAGAAAAAAAAACUGCUAAAAAUGACGGCCCAUGCUUCGGGAGAAGGGGGAAUGUUUGUUUAUUUGGGGGGAUUUCAGGGAGUAUAUAAAUGGACAAGAGGUCGUAAAGCCUCAAGGAUAUAAAAGUAGUAUUUCUUUGCUCCUUUGAUACUUCCUGGUCCCCUCAAUGAUGUCACUGCUGUCUCUUCCCCAUUGGUCCUAAUCUAGAUAAUGAAUUGGCUUAUGGGUAAUUCUGUAAACAGACAGAUCUAGACUGAAAGUUCCCCCAGUCGUAGAUCUGGGAUCAGUAUGACCUCCCUGUGCUUCAAAUCUCACUCAUAAAGGGAAUGUGCACAUCUGACCUGUGAUCAGUUACUCUGGGCCACUCUUGACUUGACUUGAGUGUUUGGUCAAGACCAAGGUCUUAAAAGUUUAAAAGGUAAAGGUUGUUGCAAGACCAAACAGGAAUGUGCAAUAAAAAGUUACAGCUUAUUCAAUCUCUGAUGAUUUGAU
Xyrichtys novacula (pearly razorfish) is the source of this 14660-nucleotide messenger RNA. Lineage: Eukaryota; Metazoa; Chordata; Actinopteri; Labriformes; Labridae. The record is from the annotation of a GenBank genome assembly.